Molecule: messenger RNA, 345 nt
Organism: Colletotrichum abscissum
Lineage: Eukaryota; Fungi; Ascomycota; Sordariomycetes; Glomerellales; Glomerellaceae
Product: FMC1 protein family
Exons: 1
Coding region: 1-345 (114 amino acids)
Biological process (GO): mitochondrial proton-transporting ATP synthase complex assembly
Cellular component (GO): mitochondrial matrix
Source: RefSeq, a predicted model, not a curated record
AUGACCACAGUCCCCCACCUCCGCUCCCUCUACCGCUCCCUCCUCCGCGAGCUCCCGCCCCGACCCGUCCUCGCCCGCGAGCGCUCGGCAAUCCACAACCGCCUGCGCACCAGCUUCGCCGCAGCCCCCGUCGCCGUAAAGGAAGACUCGUCCCGCGCCGCGGCCGACGCCGCAGAGGCCGAGCAGUUCGCCGCCUACCUGCGCGCCCAGCGCACCUACGUCACGCUCCUCGAGCGCUACAACCCGGGCAUGAACAUGGACGAGGAGGAGCGCGUGCGCUUGACGGCGCGGAGGGUCGGCAUGGAUCUGCCCAAGGAGUUUAGGGACCGGUUGGAGAAUAAAUAA